GUGCUUUCGUUCGGCGUAUUACAACAGAGGACGCUCUUGUUGAUAUUGACACUUGUUUGAAAGACGACAACCGCGAGUAGCUGGCUUCGUUCUGACACAAUUUAUUUCUGAGGCCAAGUUGUCGAAUUGGAUGCGAGAAUCGAAAGUGUCACCUACUUAUAAAUAUCUGAACAAGAUCUGAACCUGGACCCAGCAAAGGAGAUCAAUGGCUCAGACGGAUUUCGCAGAUUCUGAGAGUGGUCCUCCCACGCAGCAGGUAGGAGGUGCUUGCGAGCAGGGCAGAAUAACUAGUGAAACGACCUCAGCCGGCGCAAACUCAUCUCAGCUGAGGCAAGAACUAGUACAUCAUGGAAAUAGAAUAAGUCAGCAAGAACAACUAGUACAACCUCCAGGACGAGGACUAGCAGAUGGACAGACGUUUUAUUCCUUGAGCCAAGCUACCGGGGAACAAAUAAAGCAAUUCCCCGGCGUCGCACCACGACCAGCAGAGCCGUCUUCACCAGAGCAAGCCUUUUAUUUCCCGCCCCAGUCGCAGUCCGGUGGUCAUUUUGUUCCUGACGAUUUUCGUUAUCCAGCAAACGUUCCGGCGUCAAUAUCUCCUUCAGGACCGCACGUCACAACAACUCCUACGCGGCGGGGGCCCUAUGUCGAUGAACUUCAGCAGGUAGUGAGAAAUAACGAGCAAAAUAAUGAUAUCCCUUGUUCCGGGACGAUUUUAUCAAAGAAUUAUCCCCCGGGCCCGGCGCCUGCUCCGGCCCUGCCAAACACACGAACCCCGCCCCCCCGGAAGCAUUCCGGGCUGUCUAUCAAGAAGAAAAAUCCCCCCUCCCCAUAUCAAAACGGAGAUCUGUGAUGCAGAUUUGCAGUCACAAAUCAGCUUUGUCAUGCUAGAAGGGAAAAGAUGCGGACUGUCUUGCCGGGUGGCGUGGGGAAGCCUUGCAUCUUCAGCAUGACAGGAAGCAACUGAGAGUGGGAAACAGCAUGACAAAUUGCCUGCAAACGAGGGCACAACUGCGGCUCUUGGCCUUCUAGCAUUACAAGCCGACUUGUGUACUAACACAGCAUCACAAAUUUCGUUUUCGAUAUGGGGUGGGGGGAUUUUUCCAUUUGAUACUGUCCUUAGCGAGUUGGGGUCGGGAGAUCAGCGGCAAUACACAGAGCUCGGGGAGCAGUGGCGGCGCCGGCGGCGCUGUCUAUCAAAUGCAAAAAUUUCUGGGUCUGGAAGGAUGCAAGGUUUGUCAUGCAGCUUUUCCAUGAUCCAUGAUGCUUGUAAUGCAUGAGCUAGCAUCGCAGAUUUUCAUUUUUAGCAGGCUUCCUGAUGCCCUUUCCGCAUGACAAAUGCCCUCCCCGCGUAGCACAAACUGGACUCCUGUUGCUUGUCAUGCAAUGCGAAUCUUUUUUAGAAUCCAAACACAGCAUCACAAGUUCCAUCCUUCCAGACCCAGACAUAUUUGCAAUCCAUACUGUCAGCUACGCGUCCAUUCAGAACCGAAUCAUGCAGACGCAGCUGGACGAGUUGCAUGCGAAACAUGUCUAUCAAGUGCAAAAAUGUAGUCUGGGUCUGGGAGAUUCCGAGAUUUGUCUUUGUCAUGCAGUUUUUUCAAGCUCCCCCACGUCUGGAAUGCAGGGCCUAGCAUCACAGGUUCUGCAGCUCCUUGGAGGUGAUGCGUAUUCUGCAUGAGAAAUGCCCUCUGAGAAUGGCCAGAAAGGGGCAACAUCUUCUGCACGUUCUGCAUCACAGAUCUUUGAAGGAUCCGAAACACGCAUCACAAGUUCGGAUCCUUCCAGACCGAGACAUAUUUGCAUUUGAUAAUGUCGCGAAGCUGAAGGCCGCAAACACGGACUUACAGCAAUUACUAGAGCAGGAGCGGGUAUGGAAGUGUCAAGAUCGAAAUCGUCAAAGUUGAAAUGAUUUGUGAUGCAUAAAAUCGAUACCAGUUGGAGCCUCAGUGUCCAAGUGGCGCAUGACAAAUUUCGGGAGCACCAAAGUCCACUCUGUCGUGCUGUUUGGGCAAGGAAGACUGCUUCUGUCAUGCUACUCUGGCAGCGCAUCGCCUUUGUUUCCCCGAAACAGGCUUGAAAUCGGUCUCAUUUGCCUGCGCCCCAACACAGACCUUGCGCGCCCUACAUUUUAUGCAUUACAAGUUUUUCGAUUUUGCCGAGUUCAAUCCUGACACCCCCAUAGCGGGCUGCGUUUGCCGAAGGUCUAGUGCAGGCGAGGGCGGAGGCGGGGAAGGUACACGAGGAUGAGUAUCAAAAAGAAAAAUCCCCCCUCCCCAUAUCGAAAACGAAAUCUGUGAUGCAGUAUUUGAGUACGCAAAUCGCUGGAGAGGACUGCAGACCCAUAUCAAGCCUGAAUAGAGAGGCUUUGACUUAGGCGCUUAGCAUGAAAAGCGUCCGCGAUGUUGGCUCAACAGCAUGACAAACUGGCUCCAUAAUGGGACGGAAGCUGCUGCCCUUGUCUUCUUGCAACACACACGUGAUUUGUGACCUCAAAUCAGCAACGCAAAUUUUCGAAAACCUGCCUCUUCAAUAUGGGGAGGGGGGAUUUUUCCUUGCGAUAAUGAGUUGCGCCUGCUGCGGGAGCAGGUGCAGGCGUUUAAGACAGAUAAGGAGAAGAGAGGUAUGCUAUGAUGUCAUUUUUUACGUAGGCUGCACGUCUUCCCUAGAAUUGAAGAGGUCUAGUAGUUCGGGGGUAGAAAUACGAUUUUCCCAGCACAACUGACUGCGAGGUGCGUCGACUGAAGACGGACCUUUUUUCCCUGUAAAUGCCAUUGCGUGAUUUAUUCGAUGACCUCACAUGCUUUGAGUUUGACGACGCCGUUCCUGUGGCCACAUGGAGAUUGAUAGGCUGGCUUUUCUUCAUAAUAUGAAGCACCACGACAUCAUGGAUCGUUUCCAACGUACUUAUUUGAACUGACCUUAGCCUAUGGAUUGCAAAUAUGUCUGGGUCUGGAAUUGUGAUGCUGGCCCUACAUUCCAAGAAAAUCUGUAUUGCAUGACUAGCAAACGCACAGCGUUCGUUGUGAUGCUGGCCCUACAUUCCAAGAAAAUCUGUAUUGCAUGACUAGCAAACGCACGGCGUUCGUUGUGAUGCAAAAACGCAGUUUGUCAUGCGCGCUACGUAUGAAACAGCUUUGCAAGGACUUGUCAUGCUUGGCUGCAUUCGAAAGCGUUUCAGUCAUCCAGAUUUUGGCAUCACAAGUUUCCAGACCCAGACAUGUUUGCAUUUGAUACAGCCCACGCCGCGGCGUUCGUCAAGGCUUUUGCGGAGGAUGGGACCUAUCCCAGAGAAAAAAGCUGGCAGGGCAUAUUUGUGAUGCAAAAAUAGAUACACAGAAACGCUUGCCAUGGGUGGCCCCAUAGCAUGCUGUUUCGGAUAUGCAAUGCAGAUUUUUUUGUGUAUUUAUUUUUGCAUUACAAAUAUGCCCUGCCAGCUUUUUUCUGUGUGAUAGGACCGAGUCCGCCGAGCCCAUUUCCGAGGAAACCGCAUUAACUGCACUUCAGCUCCAUUUGGAGGACAAGGCGGCCAAGGUCGCGCAGAGGGAGGUAGAGCUGGAAACGAAGCUUUUGUUUUUGAAGAAGCAGGAACUCCACAAGGACGGUAGUAGUACACGAACAGAGCAGCCAGACGGAAUCAGCCACGGGUCGGACCAGGUGGACCUCGAUGUACAACAACACGUCCUCUUGGAACAGCAGCGACAGCAUAUUACAAUGAAAAGUGCCCUCACCCCAGAGCUUGGCAAGUUUGUCUUGCAAACCUUUCAUCUCGAAACAUUCCCCGUCUUCUUGCAUAUAUCAGCAUCACAAAUUUUCAAUGCGGAACAGCUAAAAUUUCUGUUGCGCUAGAGCCCAGCAGCAACCGAGCCUGUCGUGUAAAAGACGCCUUACUCGCCGAGAUUCUGCAUCAGAAAGAUUCAUAGUCCUUUUAUGCAAGACAAAAAAAUCUCAUUUUGGAAACUUUGCAUCACAAAUUUUUGAAGCAUCCGAGGUGGGGGCGUUUUUUCUUUUGAUGCAGCAACUGGUGGAGCUGAAAGUCAAGUCCGAAAUUGAGUCGCUGCAGUUUUUAUCCUGAGGAAAAACUACUUCCCCACCCCACAGCAUUCAAGAUGGGGGAAUCUGCUACACAAAUGAUCCACAACCUUUGACUGUCGCGCAUGACAAACUUGGGCUCUUACGGUAGUCCUGUUUAGCUGGAGCAACCGCAUCACAAAUCGACUACAUUAUGCUGAUUCGAGCAUGACAAAUCCCAAAACAGCAUCAUCUGGUAACCAAAGCGUGCGCAAGCGAGCGCUCUUUGCGAGAUGCUCAUCCAUCGCAAACGCAGCGCGAAGGCUUUGCCGUUGCCAUAUGGGAGGAACUCGGGGGUAUGCAAUCGGUGGAAAAAGCGGGCAUUAUCAAGUGUGUUUUGCCUUCAGAAAGCGAAUCGGGCAGAAUUUCUGGGAAUUUUACCGAAAGCAGCCAAAACAGCAGUUAUCAAGUGCGAAAAGGGUAAAAAAGAUCAUUUUUGCAGCUCCGCCCGGUCUGAAGCUGAAAAAAGAUAGUGGCAUUUUUGGAAAGGGCCGAUGGUGUGAUGGGUUUUGUAGCGAAAAAUGCGUCACGUCCGGGCAGCUCCAGCCGCUUGGAAAUUGAAAAAAAGCGUUGAAAAAAUGCAGUUUUUCGCAGCAUAGAAGCGGCCGACAAAAUUUACCGAUUUUGUCCAGUCCCCGGAAACCGCUUGGAAAUUGAAAAUGACAAUUUUUGCUGAAAAAGUAAAAGCCGCUUGGAAAUUGCCGGUCAAAAGGGGUUCGCGAAAUUUUCCGCAGCCUCGUACCACCGGGAUUGGACGACAAGAACACAAUUAUCAAGCCUGUGGAGGUGUGUCCACCCCUCACGGUUUUCGACCUGUAUGAGGUCCAAAAUUGUGAGCCUCCUCCCGCUUGGAAAUGCUCGAUCUGGGUGGCCCAAAAGGGCUGCCGGAAAUGGCGCGAAUUGAUUAACUUUUUGAAAUUUGCGCUUUUUUCCUGGCCAGCGUGCCCUCGUGCAUAAUGUUACUCGCGAUGGUGUUCUGCUCGCCAAAAAACGCAUUCUUUUGCGCGCCCUUGCUUCCUGGUUAGAUGAUGAGAGCGCGGCCCACAUACCUUCCUGGCCAGGUGGCCAGUUUGUCAUGCAGGGGGCUAGAAAGGAUGCCCCGCUGCGCAAUAGCAGACCGGAUUUCGCCUUCAAUGCUUAUCGCAGGAGCCUGCGGGCCGCCGCGGGCUCCACCACUUCCCCGCGGCCCAAGGGCCGCGAGCACAACUGCGGCCCGCGACCCAAGAAGAAGAAGUGGGAAUCUAGGAACUAAAAAUAAAUGGUGCUUUUUCUCGUUUCUGGCGGCGGCUGCGCGGCGAAAGCGCGGCCCGCAGGGCCGCGCUUUCGCGGCGCGGGCCGCGGCGAUGUUAGAAAAAGGUUGGUGGGCCUUCGCGCUGGUUAGAUUUUCGCGCACGCAUUUGGUUACCAAUAUCGCCCUCCGGGCGCGACCUUAAUAAAAUGCUCCUCGUGGGGCUGCGCAUGGCAAGCAUUUUGGGCGUGAAGAUUUGCAUGACAACUCUGGGGUGGGGACGUUUUUACGCAGGAUAGUUUUACGAAGUAAUCCACGAAAAGGGGGUCGCGUACCGCACGGAAUUUGGCAACCUGCACGCGAAGCUUUUGUCCAAAUUGGGGCCGCGGUUCAAUUAUCAAAUGUAAAAAUGUCUGGGUCUGGAAGAUUGCCAGGUUUGUCAUGCACAUUUUGCAUNCCCAAGAAGAAGAAGUGGGAAUCUAGGAACUAAAAAUAAAUGGUGCUUUUUCUCGUUUCUGGCGGCGGCUGCGCGGCGAAAGCGCGGCCCGCAGGGCCGCGCUUUCGCGGCGCGGGCCGCGGCGAUGUUAGAAAAAGGUUGGUGGGCCUUCGCGCUGGUUAGAUUUUCGCGCACGCAUUUGGUUACCAAUAUCGCCCUCCGGGCGCGACCUUAAUAAAAUGCUCCUCGUGGGGCUGCGCAUGGCAAGCAUUUUGGGCGUGAAGAUUUGCAUGACAACUCUGGGGUGGGGACGUUUUUACGCAGGAUAGUUUUACGAAGUAAUCCACGAAAAGGGGGUCGCGUACCGCACGGAAUUUGGCAACCUGCACGCGAAGCUUUUGUCCAAAUUGGGGCCGCGGUUCAAUUAUCAAAUGUAAAAAUGUCUGGGUCUGGAAGAUUGCCAGGUUUGUCAUGCACAUUUUGCAUGACUCCUGAUGUCUGUGAUGCAUGCCCUAGCAUCACAGAUUUUGUGAGGGCUUCCUGAUGCCUAUACCGCAUGACAAAUGCUCUUUGCGUGUAGCAAAACUUGGGCUCUCUUUGCUGCUCAUGCAAUUACAGAUUUUUUUAUAAUCCAAAAUCAGCAUGACAAGUUGGAUUCUUCCAGACCCAGACACUUUUACAGUUGAUAUCAAGGAAGUGAUUGCCUGCUGCGAGUACCGGCGCGGCUGGGUUCGGACGCCGGAGGACCUGUGGCUGUAUUCUGAGUAAAAACAUACCCACCCCAGAGUUGUCAUGCAAUUCUGCAUGCCAAAAAAGUUUCUCAUGCGGAGUCCUAUGGGAUGAAGCAUUUUCUAUUCGUGUUUUGGGAUUUGUGAUGCUAGGAUCAGCAUGCUGUGGUAGAUCUGUAAUGCUUCUGAGCUAGCUAAACAGGAUCACACUAAGAGACAUCAAACUUGUCAUGCCAAACAACCAAAGCUGUGUGAUUUGUCAAGCAGAUUUCCCAUCUUGACUUUGGUGCUGUGGGGAUGUUUUUGAUCAGGAUAGGCUGCCCGUUUUCGUCAACGAGACGCAGGUACUGCAGCCCUUCACGGAGCCGCAUCAAAGAAGUAGUAUAGCGGGCGGUGGAGGUCGUCUUGGUGGAUCAUGCACAGCGGUGAACACGACGACCCGGAGUCGUGCUGGACCACAGCAGGAGGACCCAAACAAGGACAACGUGGUCGCGCAGCUGCCAGCUUCUACCGCCCCUUCGACCUCCUCCGCCGCAAGUCAGGCGGUUGCGGCACAGACGCUGGACACCUUUAACAGUUUGUGGUCGAAAUUGAAGCAGAACAUGCAGAGCGUGGAUGAGGGAACGAUCUCUCUGGAAGAAGACGACUUUCCGGUUGCCGAAAACCACUUUGAUAGUACCAGCGGACGGGGUAUCAAGUGUAAAAAUGUCGGGGUCUGGAAGAAUGCAUGUUUGUCAUGCUUGUCUGGCAUGACUCUCAAAUCUGUCAUGCGCGUUACCCAAGCGCGCCUUUUUUCUGUCAUGCAGAGACGCAGUUUGUCAUGCAGAAACAGAAUAGGCAACACCUACACCUAGAGGCUUAGAAACUUCUCAUGCCGAGCCAGCACUUGUGGCCUCCUCAUGAUACGCCACCCAACAUCACAAGUUUCCAGACCCAGACAUUUUUGCAUUUGAUACGGGGCUCGCUCUCACCGCUCUCGGAGUGAAGAAUCAAAAAGGAUGUCGUGCGUAGAGGUGGAGGAGAAUUCCUCGAAGAUGAACAGGAAAAGAAUAAAGAAAAACGUCGACAGUGAUGAAAUAUGAAGCGAGAGAAGUAAAACGAUGCGACGAUCAUGAAGAAGCAGCAGCUCUUUAUUCGUGCGUGCUGACCAGGGUCAAAUUCUCCUGCGUCAUGGGCGUUACAAAUCCGAUAACAGAUGAUAGUAGAUGGAGAUACAGAAACCUGAACUACCUCGAUUCUUGUAUCCUGGUAUUACCAAAGACGUCGCUCUUUGCGAGUCCAGCAGCGCAAAUUCGGCGUCUUCACUGUGAACCUGUACUGCAGACUAAAAUCCCGCCC
Molecule: messenger RNA, 7801 nt
Organism: Amoebophrya sp. A120
Lineage: Eukaryota; Dinophyceae; Syndiniales; Amoebophryaceae
Source: the annotation of a GenBank genome assembly